This is a messenger RNA of Mandrillus leucophaeus (drill), 1844 nucleotides long. Its product is annotated as protein cornichon homolog 3-like. The transcript is spliced from 6 exons. The coding region runs from base 1 to 645 and encodes 214 amino acids. The record is from RefSeq and is a predicted model, not a curated record. Gene Ontology annotation, cellular component: dendrite; synapse. Lineage: Eukaryota; Metazoa; Chordata; Mammalia; Primates; Cercopithecidae. Gene Ontology annotation, biological process: regulation of AMPA receptor activity; vesicle-mediated transport.
AUGGUUGGCCUGCAUCCCCUGCACAGGGUACAGCUGGCGGUGAGGGCCCCAAGGGAAAUGACAAUGGGGCUAGAGGUGCCUGAGCCGGUCAGUGUCAGUCAGGCUGGAAGCUGGUCCCCAACGAGCAUGGCCCAGGCCCUGGCGGUCAGUCAUGAGGGUCCAAUUCUGGCCAUGGAAGGCCAAGAUCAAAGCAAUACUUGGUCCAGGCAUUUAGGAGAGCUGCUAGCAGUGAAGGGUUCUCAGUCACAUCCACAGUUCCUGGUGUACAUAAAAUCACCCAUCGGCACCCCCAACCCUCGAGAACUGGAAAAUGCGACCUUACCACCUUCCAGAAGGGCUGUGUCUCUGCUCCCUCUUCAGCUGGUGCUGCCAGAAUACUCCAUCCAUAGCCUCUUCUGCAUCAUGUUCCUGUGUGCGCAAGAGUGGCUCACGCUGGGGCUGAAUGUCCCUCUACUUUUCUAUCACUUCUGGAGGUAUUUCCACUGUCCGGCAGAUAGCUCAGAGCUAGCCUACGACCCACCGGUGGUCAUGAAUGCCGACACUUUGAGUUACUGUCAGAAGGAGGCCUGGUGUAAGCUGGCCUUCUAUCUCCUCUCCUUCUUCUACUACCUUUACUGCAUGAUCUACACUUUAGUGAGCUCUUAACGCAAAGACCGUGCACGUCAUCAGAGACUGAGAUGGGAGAGACCUCAGACGGAGAGGUGCAUUUCUGCUGGUGACUGGAGGAGGGACCAGAAUGGGGAUAUGUGAGAAAUAGACCCAGCAGGCAGUCUGACUGAACGGGAGCUGGGAUCACGCAGCCAGCUGGGAGCCAAGUUAACCCUGCGUGUCUGUUGUUGCCCUGUGUGUCAAUCUUCGGCAUUCGAAUUCCACAUACAGGGUCCUAGAGCCCUUCUGAGCAUCAGUGGUGUGGGGGAGUAGGUGACAAAACACUAGACCUCUCCUGAGAGAGAAUUGCUGCUUCCUGAAUCCACUUCAUUGAACAGCACCUUGCAAGUUCACACUGAGUUCCUGGGCCAUGGGAGCGGAGGCUGGAAGGCUGCAAGGUGCUUGCUAAGGAUCAGAAUGACCCAGAGUCAAGGCCAAGUCUGCAGGGACCUGUUGAAAGCCUCGAGAAUGCCUUGGCUGCCCCCCAAGACUCUUGUUGCCUUUCUUCCAAGCCGUGGCCACACCCUUUUUCUCAAAUGGGAGGGGCUGGAGGGUGUGUGGGAUUUGCCUUCAGCUGUAACCAGCCUUGAGCUCGCGGGGCUGUUUUCAGCUGAGGAGGGGUGAAUAUAGGAAAAAUGGAUUUUUGAAACGUUUGCAACAUGUUCAAGGUGUUAGUUCUCCACCACACAGGUUGUAUUCUUCUUUUGCCACCUCAAACCAUCAGAAUCAUUUAAUGCAAAUCAAUUGGUCAAUGCUAGUCAAAGCUAUGUUCUUACAAAAACCCCAGACAGCUCAGAGCUCAGAAAAUCCUGUGGAGUGGCUGCUCUGUACCAUGGGCAUCCGGCAGCCAGGAAGUGAGACAACAUAAUUAUAACUUCGUUUUAUGAUGCUGCAUCAUUUGUACUGUUUAGGUCGACAUGAGGACAUCAUCUUAUUUAGAAUUUUCCAUUUGGCAAUCUCUUUUGGGUGGGAGUUGUGCUGGGGGUUGUAAAUAAUGACAAGGCUGAGAUUUUUAUGAUGUUUAAAUUGGGCACAAUGAUUUUGACCUUAUUCCCCAAACUUCUUUUCUACUGUUUAACAUACACAGGCUAUUUAUACACAUCCCCAGCUCCCAUCUGAAACCUGUGACUCAGGUUUAUGAAUGGUGUUUGUGUAGCAACACAUUGUGUGCUAUGUUUAUUAAAAUGCAGCGACAA